AUGGAUCCCAUGUCACCAUUCACUGUCACUCCGGUGCUCAGACAAGUGGUUGAACGCCGCAUCGAAGAGUUGGAGUGCGCUAAAGAGAAUUUCGAGCGCCGGUAUCUCUCUCCCGUCGAUCGAACCCAGGAGCCCAGUAUUGUAAAGAGGAUCUCGAGCCUUUUGAAAGAUGUACAGAACCUGGAGCUGCAGCUUACCGAAGACGAUGAGUGGAUGGUGGAUACUAUCAACCGGUGCACCGAACAGGCGCCGGACGACAAGACCUUAUCGAACUUUGUGUCCAUGAAGAAACUCCUGAAGUUUGAGCAAAAUAUGCGAAAACAGAUCGAGAAGCAUUCCAAUCGCCUGGAAGUGUCGCGUUUGCACACACGCCUUCUGAAAGAGGCCCUCACAACGAACAAUCCAAUCAAUUCAGCAGCCAAUGUCGAGCUUGAGAAAUUGGCCCUGGAUGAUGACUUUGAAUUGAUUGGGGACACUGUCACAGAAGUCCACGAAAACAUCGCGAGCAACAUCGCCAGACCAACAGAUGUCAAUCCCGAAGCCAUUACCAAUUAUCUCAGGAGCCUAUUUGAGGGCAACGAGCACGUUGAUUUCCAGGAUGUCCGUGACAUAAUGCAAGUACAUGGUGCCGAACUUCUCGAUAGCGGCAUGUGGAUAAGCGAGGGUGAUUUGAAGUGCGCAAUCACGGAUUUGAUGGGGAAGGAAUUUAUCGACAUUUCAACCAAGGAGAUCCUUAGCCACUACUCCCAGUCGCCAGUUGCGAUGCGUGAGUUAGUUGCCACUAUGAAAAUGAAGAGUUUCAAUGAUUGGGAAUACAAACAUGCCGAGUCAGGGUUGUCGGUCAAGACCUAUCGCAGCGCCGAUGGCCAAAGCCACUUUGUUAAUGAGACAAGGUCUGCGGUUAUUCAUGGACAGCUCGACAAGCUUCUGUCCCCCACCGAUGACGGAAUCUGA
Pyrenophora tritici-repentis Pt-1C-BFP is the source of this 954-nucleotide messenger RNA. NCBI's taxonomy places the organism in Eukaryota, Fungi, Ascomycota, Dothideomycetes, Pleosporales, Pleosporaceae. The record is from RefSeq and is a predicted model, not a curated record.